AGGAGGAUGCUCGCAAGUCAUCCUCGGUAUAAAAAGAUGGUUCGCCCCUGACGGCACGGCCGUCUCGCUGCAUCCAAACGGGGGCGCAACCAUGAGAAUCCUUGUGGCCACCGUGUUCCUUGGGCUCGCGUCGUACGCGCUGGCCGAUGGCCUCCACCACCUCGACAUUGCCAAGGUUGGCAACGUGGGCUACGUGGCCCGUGGACCCGGGGCCAUCCAGUUCCACCAGAGCGGCGGUGUGAUUCCGGAAGGCGUGCCCACCGUGUCCCGCGGCCAUUCAGGCACCACAGUUCACGGACCCCCCAUUACCGACACCCACGGUGUCAGUGUGUCGCAGCCUGCCGUGACCGUCACUCAGCAGCGCGUUGAGCAGCCCGCCAUCACUGUGACCCAGCAGCGGCCCGCUGUCACGCUCACCCAGCAGCGCGUGGUGCAGCCGGCCGUCACUGUGACCCAGCAACGGCCUGCCAUCACCGUUACCGAGCAAAGGGUCAUCCAGCCCGACGUGACCGUGACUCAGCAGCAGCCGGCCGUAACGCUUACGCAGCAGCGGGUCGUCCAGCCUGCCGUGACUGUGACUCAGCAGCAGCCGGCCAUCACGCUCACCCAGCAGCGGGUCGUCCAGCCUGCAGUGACCGUGACUCAGCAGCAGCCAGCCAUAACGCUCACUCAGCAGCGAGUGGUACAGCCAGCUAUCGCUGUGACAACACAGCCCGGAAUCGCCGUCACUCAGCACCGUGUCGUGCAGCCAGCAGUCACUGUGACUGAGCAGCAGCCGGCCGUCACGGUUACCCAGACCCAGCAGCGCGUCGUCCAGCCGGCCACCGUCGUCAGCCACGUGCCGGGCAUCGCCGUCACCCAGCAACGAGUAGUGCGGCCCGGAGGUGUGGCCGUGAGCCACAUUCCCGGAUCAGUGUACACCACCCAGGGAGCCUACGGAGUCGGAGGUACUUACGGUAUCACGCUUGUCAGGCCUGGUGGUAGUUACGGUUUUGGUUAUGGAAUUGGCGGCGCUCAUUAUGCCGCAGGCCUACUUCUCCACCAUCCAGGUCAAGCCGUGACCACGGUGCACCCGGGAGCCGCUUACGGCUACGGGGCCGUGGCUUACCGUCCAGGACAGGCUAUCACCACGGUCAGGCCCGGAUCGGCCUAUGGAUACGGAGCUGUGUCCUACCAGCCGGGAUCCACGGUUACCACAUACAGGCCCGGAACGGCCUACAACAUCAACGCUGUCACCUACCAGCCGGGCUCCGCGGUCACCACCGUUAAACCGGGAGCGGCUUACGGUGCCGGCACGCUUACCUACCAGCCAGGCUCUGCGAUCACCAGUGUUCGUCCAGGUUCUGCGGCUUACGGCGUGACCACCGUCACGCAGCCAGGCUCUGCUGUCGUUGAGCACACCCCUGGAUACAUCUAUGGCCUCGGCUAUGGAACGCGUACAAUUGGGGUUCCCGAAAUUCAUUACCACACCAGGCCUGUCAACUUUGGUUACGGAUACGGCUUGGGUGGCACCCGCUACGGCACGCUGUACCAUCCUGGUGCUGUCGUGCACAGUGAGGGCCUCGGUCUUCUGCACACACCAGGUGCUGCUGUUGUCCACCACGUCCCAGGUGCGGCUGUGACCACUUACAAGACGGCCACCGUCUCCACUCCCGGCACCGCAGUCGUACACACUGCUCCCGGUCCAGCCAUCACAACGUACAGGACUGCCACCCUGACCGCUCCUGGCAGCGCUGUUGUUCAGCAAGUACCGGGCGUCACCACAUACAGGACCGCAACCGUGACUUCUCCAGGAGGCGCAGUCGUCCAGCAAGUCCCGGGAGUCACCACGUACAGGACCUCAACAGUGACCGCUCCGGGAGGUGCCGUAGUGCAGCAAGUCCCAGGCAUCACAACCUACAGGACUGCCACCGUUACCACUCCAGGCCGCGCUGUUGUCCAGCAAGUUCCAGGCGUCACUACCUACAGGACUUCUACAGUCACUGCUCCCGGAGCCGCUGUUGUUCAGCAACCUGGCGUUGCCGUCACCGGCGUCAGGACGUACACCGUCCCGGGCUCAGCCGUUGUUCAGCAGAUUCCAGGAGUUACCACUUAUAGGACUGGCACCAUCACUACUCCCGGAUCUGCCAUUGUGCAGCAAGUUCCAGGAGCCGUCACCACUUACAAGACCGCUACGAUUUCUGCUCCUACGGCUACUGUGGUCCAGCGUCCAGGCACCGUGACCACGUACAGAACCGCCACCAUCAGUGCCCCAAGCGCCACCGUCGUUCAACAGCCCGGUAUCACCACUUAUGGCGCCACCGCCUUGCAGCAGCCAGACAUCCACGUUCUUCACCACCCAGCUGUGGCCACUGGUACCCUUGUCGCUCCUGUGAGCACUGGUUCCGUGACAACGUACAAAACUACGGCCAUCGGUGCUCCGGGUGCUGCUAUUCUCAACCAGCCAGGAGUAUCUGUCGUUAACCAGCCAGGUGUUGCUACUGGGGCCGUCGUGAAUUCCGUACCUGGAGCUGCCGUUACCACGUACAGGACGGCCACCGUGACCACUCCCGCACAGGCCGUUGUCCACCAGAUCCCAGGAGCCGUCGUGCAUUCCCCUGCCGUUGCUACUACAGUCGUUGGCCAACCAGCCGGUGCAGUUGGUGUGACCCCAGGACAGAGUAUCAUGUUCGGAGUCGGAGGACUCCGCUACGCCGGCGAUAUCGACGCCGCCGUUCAGGGCGCCCUACACGGAGCGGCCCUCAUCCAAGCGGCUCCCGCCCCCGUGGCGGUCACCAAUGUCCUCCCAGGUGCGGUAACGUACACCGGUGCCGCCGUUCCCGCCUCGGCUGCUGUGCUGCACCACGUGCCCACGGAAGCCGAGCUGAGGCAACUCAUCACCUACGGCUACGGAUACGGCCUUGGAGGCGUUCGCUACAGCCACGCCACGACUCCGGCCACCGUGGUGACCUCCCCUACUCAGGUGGUCCACGAGGCAGCCCCGGCUGUCGUGACGUCGCAUGCCCUUCCGGCCGCCGUCCAGCACUACACUCAGCGGUUCAUCUCGUACGGCCCCACCACCACCCUGAAGUACACCGUGGACCCAAGCGUCCAGCCCCUUCAGACUCUCAAGAAGAAAUAGACGGUAACCUGGACGUGCAGGAACCCUUCCGCAACGCUCAGACGGAUGAUUACGACGAGAAUUUUACAGAGCCGAGGCGCGCGAUCUUCUAUUUAUUCCCGCGUUAUCCUCUCCACUUCUUUGCCCUCGCUGACGUCACAAGGCGAGUCCCGGGUGUAGCCAGGACGGGACUGGAUGCGAAACCGGGGAUGCCAUGUUCCCGUUCCCAGUCAAGUACGGAACUGCGCCCCAUCGAAAGGCGAGAGACCGUUCGCGCGAAUAAAACAACAAAAAAAAAACAAGAAAAAAAGAAAGAAAACAGAAAA
Messenger RNA from Rhipicephalus microplus (southern cattle tick), 3426 nucleotides. RefSeq lists its product as uncharacterized. The record is from RefSeq and is a predicted model, not a curated record. NCBI's taxonomy places the organism in Eukaryota, Metazoa, Arthropoda, Arachnida, Ixodida, Ixodidae.